CUGCAAAUGCGCCAAAAUAAGAAGAAGAAGGAGAAGAAGAAGAACUAAAAAAAAAAAAAUGUGUUUACUUCUGUUCUGAUUAAAAUUAGCCGGUUAGAGCUCAAAACGUAUAUGAGCUUAUGUCCGUUUGUUUAAGAAACACAAAAAUGGCUGAGUCAAAACACGUUUUUCAUAUGUUGCUCUGAAAUACCGCUGAAAUAUCUCGCACGUGGUCUUUAUUUACUGCUCGAGACCCUUGCUUCCUGUUGAUUUCUAUCUAGCUGUUUUUGAACAGGAGCGCGCAUACUACACGAUGUCAGUUUUCCCUCAGCUUUCCAUGAAGCCAGAAGUGCGAGAACAUCUUAGCAAUUGUUUAUAGAGGAAAACAGGUGGAGUCUGAAUUUGAUAAAGAUGAGGUGUUUGAAGCUCUGCUGGUCCUGUCUGUCUCAUCCACCCUUGUUCACCUGUCUGAGAGCCAGCACACACCUGCACCCACUACAGGAGAUUCAGCAUAGACUGGAGCAACAUUUAGCACUGCAGAAAAGAGCUCCAGCUGUUUACACUCACCCACAGCUUCCAGAUGUUCUACUGCUUCCAGUCCACGGCCCGAGGCAUGUGGAUUUGCUGGCCUCUGAAGUUAUAGUUGGCGCUCAGUGUGGCAAUGCUGUUCUUCGAGGUGCUCACGUAUUCACGCCUGGCAUCCUCAGCACGCCAAAGUACAUGAAAGCAGGAGACAUGGUGUCUGUGUUCUCUGAUAUUGAGGGGAAGUGCACACGUGGAGCCAAAGAGUUCAAGGGCAAGAAGGUAUUUCUGGGUAAUGGGAUUUCUGAGGUGGAUCGCUCAGAAUUAUUCUGCUCAGAUGGACCUGUCAGGGGUGUUGCGAUUAGAAUGACAGAGCCUCUCUAUCAAAGUCCUUCCUUUGAUGGUGUUCUUACAGAUGAGGUCUUUCUCCAGAACUUGCCGUCAGUGGUUGUGGGGCAUGUUUUAGGACCUCGUCCUGGAGAGCGAAUCCUUGACAUGUGUGCCGCUCCUGGAGGAAAGACGACACACAUUGCUUCUCUUAUGGGAAACCAGGGUACUGUUGUGGCUUUGGAAAAAAUCAGAUCCAAAAUGGAAAAGAUAAAUCAGAAUGCAAAGAUGCUGAAGUUGGACUGUAUUAAAGCAUAUUGCUGUAACAGCAUACAUGCUGUGAGCUCCGACCCCGCUCAGGAAUACAGUGCAGAUGGUCCCCCAUAUCCUGAGGAGAGUUUUGACCGGAUAUUAUUAGACGCUCCCUGCAGUGGACUGGGUCAAAGGCCCAACAUGACCUACAGCUGGAGUCUAAAAGAAGUCUGCUCCUACCAGCCUCUACAGAGAAAACUCCUCACUACGGCUGUACGUUUGUUAAAACGUGGAGGUGUUUUGGUGUAUAGUACCUGUACUGUGACACUUGCGGAGAAUGAAGAGCAGGUUGCCUGGGCUCUCAAGACAUUCCCCUGUUUAACAAUAGAACCACAGGUGCCUCAUUUAGGAUCAGAGGGGAUGCAAGGAGCAGGUCUGUCAUGUGAUCAACGACGGCUACUACAGAGAUUUCGCCCAGAAUUAGCAUGGAGAGGAGCUCAUUUUGCACAUUCCCCUGAGAGCCUCCUACAAAACGCCAACACUGAUACUAUUGGUUUUUUUAUUGCCAAGUUUAUAAAAAAUGGUGAGAAGUGCACACAAGCUUAAUACAGAACAACAGGCAGGGUUUUAAUAUGCAUUUAUCAUAUCCAUUUAAUGUUUUGUUUCCAAGUAUUGUUUUCAUCUUUUUAUGCAAUAUUGUACAUAUUAGUACAUAAAAUAAAUUAGUUAAUUUGUAA
Megalobrama amblycephala (Wuchang bream) is the source of this 1817-nucleotide messenger RNA. It is a transcript of the gene nsun6, whose product is annotated as NOP2/Sun RNA methyltransferase 6. Gene Ontology annotation, molecular function: methyltransferase activity; RNA binding. Gene Ontology annotation, biological process: RNA methylation. The transcript is spliced from 12 exons. The record is from RefSeq and is a predicted model, not a curated record. Bases 391 to 1686 code for a protein of 431 amino acids. NCBI's taxonomy places the organism in Eukaryota, Metazoa, Chordata, Actinopteri, Cypriniformes, Xenocyprididae.